AGAUUAUUCUACAUGGUCGAAUGACAAUAAAGAAAAAUCUUUUAAUUCAAUUUCUUCAUUAUCAAUCGAACAUGAAAAACAAUUUACAGAAAUAAAAUUCUGUGAAUGUAUAUAUUUCACAAAUUAUAAAAGUUUUAAAGAUUAUUUAAUUAAUAAAGGAAUUAUAAAUUCUUCUUUGAAAAUUUAUGAAAAUACUAAAAAUAAAAGAUUAAAUAGUCUUCUUUCUUGGAUAGAAUUUCAUAUUAGAUCAAUAUUAUAUGGAUUUAACGAAGGGUAUAAAUAUCAUUAUAUUAAUAAUACUUUGGAUUUAUUAGAUGGAAUAACUGAAAGAAAUACAAAAUUAAUUGAUUAUUGUUUAGAAGAAGUAAAUGAAUAUUGUAAAGAGUAUAAUAUUAAAUAUAUUUGGACUUGGAGUGAUUUAGAAGAUUAUAAUGAAAAAUAUCUUGCGUAUUGA
This is a messenger RNA of Scutellospora calospora, 454 nucleotides long. Lineage: Eukaryota; Fungi; Glomeromycota; Glomeromycetes; Diversisporales; Gigasporaceae. The record is from the annotation of a GenBank genome assembly.